CCCUCCCCGUCAAAUCCAAAUCUAUGACAUAAACAUUAUUUACGUUAAUGAACUAAUAAACGAUUUUUUAACGUUUUAAUAAAUUUGUGCUAAAAUGGGUUCAGAAGAAAACGUUCAUCGACUAGAAGGUAGUACAAACGAAAAAGGCGGUCUUAUAGUCAAGAAAAAACCAGCCAUUUUUAAAAUACCACAACAUUCGUUACUUGGAUUGGAUAAAUUGGCUGCUCAAAAACGCAAAGAGAAAGCAGAAGCUGCCCGCAAAAUGUCUUUUAAUUUGGAGGAAGAUGAAAACAGUGAAGAAAGCGAUGUGUCCAUUACACAGCACCAAGAAAGGGAUAAUCGUAAAUUUAGAUCUCCCCAAGAAGAAACUCCUACGUAUACAGGAGGUCUCAGUAAAGAGGCAAGAGAACGUUUAAUUGAAAGGCUGAAUUCAAAUAAACGUAAAGAAAAAGGUGUAUAUGCUUCAACUAAAACAAAGAAAGAAGCUGAGAGUAGUGGCAAUAAAGACAAAGAGUAUUAUCGCGAGAGACGAAAGGAAAGACAAAGAGAACAUGAACGAAAUCGUAAAAGAGAACGCUAUAAAAGCAGUGAAAGAACUAGUGAGAGACAAGACAAAACCCCAAGAUUUAAGGAUGAACCUAGAACACCUAAUAUUAAAUUGAAAGAUGGUACAUCAAAGAGCUCGUGGGAUGAAGAUGAUGAACCAACAGGGUCAAAGAAAUCUACUUGGGACUUUCCAACACCGACCGUUUAUAAAUCAAAAAGUGGUGAUUGGUCUGAGAGAAGUACUAAAUCAUUUGAUAAAUCAGAACGAUCACACAGAGAUGAUCACAAAACUAGCAACAGAGGCAAAUACAAAAUAGAGGAUGACACACCUCGUCCGACUCCCGCUCAUAGAUAUAAUGCUUGGAUGAAAGAUCGAAAGAAAACUGGUGCUACGCCGGGCUUAGGUAAAGAUGAAUCAUUGAAAUGGGAAGCCACAGUGGACAGAGAGAACUGGGAGGAAGAACAGAAGAGGCUGGACAGGGAGUGGUAUAAUAUGGACGAGGGUUACGAUGAUGAGCACAAUCCUUUUUCAAGCGUCAGCGAAGAGUAUACGAAAAAGAAGGAGGAACAGCUUGAACAACGCAAGAAAAAAAGGCUGUCUGCGCAACAGAGGCAAAUCAAUAAGGAUAAUGAAUUAUGGGAACGAAAUAGGAUGUUGACAUCAGGCGUCGUCCAUUCCGUUGACAUCAACGAGGACUUUGACGAAGAAUCUAUCGACAGGGUCCACUUGUUAGUCCACAACAUUGUCCCGCCCUUCCUGGAUGGGAGAAUAGUGUUCACCAAACAACCGGAACCUGUUAUACCCGUGCGCGAUCCUACCUCGGACAUGGCAAUUGUAGCAAGGAAAGGGUCACAUUUGGUUAGAGUGUACAGGGAGCAGAAGGAGAGGAGGAAGGCUCAAAAGAAGCAUUGGGAACUGAGCGGGACAAAGAUCGGUAAUAUAAUGGGAAUCAAGAAAAAAGAAGACGAGGAAGACAAGAAGUUUAACAAAGAAGACGAUACCACGGAUUAUAGAGCCGAUCAUAAGUUCGCAGAACAUAUGAAAGACACUGGGCAAGCCUCUAGCGAUUUUGCAAGGAAGAAGUCGAUAUUAGAACAGAGGCAGUAUUUACCAGCGUUUGCUGUGCGUCAAGAACUCCUCAACAUAAUUCGAGAAAAUUCCGUUGUGAUCAUAGUUGGCGAGACGGGAAGUGGAAAAACCACUCAACUCACUCAAUACUUGCACGAGGACGGUUACAGCAAGUACGGCAUGAUAGGGUGCACGCAGCCCAGGAGGGUUGCGGCUAUGUCAGUGGCCAAACGAGUUAGUGAUGAGAUGGGGACGCAACUAGGUGAUGAAGUCGGAUACGCCAUUCGUUUCGAAGACUGUACUUCGGAGAAUACUGUAAUAAAAUACAUGACGGAUGGUAUUUUACUCAGGGAAAGCCUCCGCGAACCCGACUUAGACCACUACAGUGCUAUAAUAAUGGACGAAGCUCACGAACGUUCCUUAAGCACCGACGUACUUUUCGGCCUGCUACGAGAAAUCGUAGCGAGGCGUCACGACUUGAAACUAAUAGUAACCUCCGCCACUAUGGAUUCUAGCAAAUUCUCCAUGUUUUUCGGAAAUGUACCAACAUUCAACAUACCUGGACGUACGUUUCCAGUCGAGAUCUUGUUCAGUAAGAAUCCGGUUGAGGAUUACGUCGACGCGGCUGUCAAGCAAGCUCUGCAGAUCCACCUCCAACCUCCGUCAGGUGACAUUCUCAUUUUCAUGCCCGGUCAGGAGGAUAUCGAAGUAACGUGCGAAGUUUUGGCGGAGCGCCUCACUGAAAUCGAUAACGCACCGGAGUUGUCUAUAUUGCCGAUAUAUUCUCAGCUGCCUUCCGAUUUGCAGGCAAAGAUCUUCCAGAGGUCACCUGAAGGCAUCAGGAAGUGUGUGGUCGCGACAAAUAUAGCGGAAACUUCUCUUACUGUCGACGGGAUUAUUUUCGUUAUUGAUUCUGGUUAUUGCAAGUUAAAGGUGUACAACCCAAGGAUCGGUAUGGAUGCGCUUCAGAUCUAUCCCAUAAGUCAGGCCAACGCGAAUCAGAGAUCGGGUAGAGCGGGUCGUACUGGACCCGGCCAGGCUUUCAGGUUAUACACGGAACGACAGUAUAAGGAUGAAUUGUUGGUAACGACCGUCCCAGAGAUCCAAAGAACUAAUCUAGCCAACACGGUUCUUCUUUUGAAAUCUCUAGGAGUCCAGGACCUCUUGCAGUUUCAUUUCAUGGAUCCACCACCCCAAGACAACAUCCUGAAUUCCUUGUACCAGCUCUGGAUACUAGGGGCUUUGGACCACACUGGAGUUUUAACAAAGUUAGGUAGACAAAUGGCCGAAUUUCCGUUGGAUCCCCCACAAUGCCAGAUGUUGAUCGUGUCCACGCAGAUGGGUUGCACCGCGGAGAUUCUAAUUAUUGUCUCGAUGCUAUCCGUCCCGUCGAUAUUCUACCGACCAAAAGGCAGGGAAGAGGAAGCGGAUGGGGUGAGGGAGAAGUUCCAGGUGCCGGAAAGUGAUCAUUUAACUUUCCUCAAUGUUUACAACCAGUGGAAGCAGAAUAACUAUUCGUCUCACUGGUGUAACGAGCACUUUAUCCACAUAAAAGCCAUGCGGAAGGUCCGGGAGGUGAGGCAACAGCUAAAGGAUAUCUUGGUGCAGCAGAAAUUGGAAAUAAAGUCGUGUGGGGCUGACUGGGAUAUAGUAAGGAAGUGUAUAUGUUCUGCGUAUUUUCACCAAGCCGCCAGGCUGAAAGGUAUUGGCGAGUACGUAAACUGCCGGACGGGUAUGCCGUGUCAUUUGCACCCAACGUCGGCCCUUUUUGGACUAGGCAACACUCCGGACUACGUGGUGUACCACGAAUUGGUGAUGACGGCUCGCGAAUAUAUGCAGUGUGUCACAUCGGUAGAUGGUCAUUGGUUAGCGGAACUAGGUCCCAUGUUCUUCUCCCUCAAGGAAACCGGUAAAUCUGGACGAGCAAAGAAAAAACAAGCUGCCGAACACCUUCUGGAGAUGGAAAAUCAGAUGCAAGUUGCUCAGGAGGAGAUGAAAGCCAGGAAGGAAGCGGCAGAGAAAAGAGUAGCUGCCUUGAAUAAAGGGCAGGAAAUCAUUAGCGCGGGAGCCACUCCCAGAAGGACUCCAGCUCGGUUUGGUCUCUGAAGGCAAUAAAUAGUUCAUGUCUCGAUGGUUUUGUUUUGUUACUUACAAAUGUACAUAAAUAAUUUUACGUAUUAUAAGAUUAACCUUAUAUUUAUUUUUAAUAAAAUAAUAAGUUAAUUUUUUAUUUAUUCAAAUUCAGCUGCAGAAAACAAAUUACCAAUGAAAUACUUAUUAGACCUAUUUUGUUGUGGGUUGUUUAUAUAGUUCAGAAUAUUGUUACGUAUUUUGUACCCCACACAUAAAAUAAUUAGUUUAGAAAGGUUAGGGCAAUAGUCUGCGCCUAUUACAUAGUUG
This is a messenger RNA of Anoplophora glabripennis (Asian longhorned beetle), 4015 nucleotides long. Its product is annotated as pre-mRNA-splicing factor ATP-dependent RNA helicase PRP16. Gene Ontology annotation, molecular function: RNA binding; ATP binding. The transcript is spliced from 7 exons. Gene Ontology annotation, biological process: mRNA splicing, via spliceosome. Gene Ontology annotation, cellular component: intracellular anatomical structure; spliceosomal complex. The coding region runs from base 95 to 3721 and encodes 1208 amino acids. The record is from RefSeq and is a predicted model, not a curated record. Lineage: Eukaryota; Metazoa; Arthropoda; Insecta; Coleoptera; Cerambycidae.